AGCUUGCUGGUUGACAGUUAGCUCAGAAUAUCAACAAGCUUCGAAUGGAGUCUUUUCCUUGAGUCGCAGUAUAAAAUGCUCGGUGAGGAACUACACCCUGUCUUUUUCCUAUUCGUUACGAAACUAGUAGGGAUUCUGUAAGAAAAUAUUUUUUUUCUUUUUAUAUCCACUGCAGAUGGAUAUGUACAUUUUCUUAAAUGAAUAUUAAGAGUGUGCAAUUAAUUGCAUUGUUAAAAAAAGACAACAAAUGGUUAAUUAUACUGGCUACCAAGAGACGAUGAGAAAGGUUCCCCCUGUACACAUCAUUUGAAGAGAACGAUCAAGGAAGUGGUCAGAUGGAGAAUCUGAGUCAGUCACAGGGGCUGCUUUAAAGGUUAACAGGAGAGGAUGUGGCUCUUCAUCAGAGCAAGGAUCAAUGGGACACCAAGAGGCCAAGUAACCCAAGGCCAGGAUAGUUGCUGGAUUCUCAGAAGAUGAGAAAAAACAUAUGCACUGCUUUCACCACUGACUGCAAGAAAGCAGAGGAAGGAAGUAGUACAUUAAAGCUCAAUACAUUUCAGGAACUCAAGGCCCAAAGUACCCAUACUAAUCCCUUAAUGAAGAAAAUGAAUGUCAUGUCAACCUUUGUAACAUUUGAGAACCUCCACGAGGUUCGUAGAUUGUGCCACUGGGGCCCAGUCAUAGCACUCUCCGUCAUUGCAAUAUGCUCAACCAUGGCCAUUCUAGACUCCAUUAUUUGGUACUGGCCACUUGACACAACAGGCGGCAGUAUCAACUUUAUCAUGCUCAUCAACUGGACUGUCCUCAUCUUAUAUAACUACUUCAAUGCUAUGUUUGUUGGACCUGGAUACAUUCCUAUCGCCUGGAAACCAGAGGAUCAACAAGAUGCUCAAUACCUACAGUACUGCAGAUUGUGCCAGGGGUACAAAGCUCCCAGAUCUCACCACUGUCGAAAGUGUAACAGGCAAGUGUGUGUGAUGAAGAUGGACCACCACUGCCCCUGGAUCAACAACUGCUGCGGCCACUUGAACCAUGCCUACUUCACCAGCUUCCUUUUACUGGCUCCAAUGGGAUGCUCUCACGCUGCCAUCAUCUUCAUUAUGACCAUGUACACCCAGCUGUAUGAGAGGAUAUCUUUUGGCUGGAGUACUGUAAAGAUUGACAUGAGUGCUGUUCGGCAGUUUCAGCCCCUCAUGCCCUUCAGUGUGCCUGCCUUUGCUGCCACUCUCUUUGCCUUAGGCUUGGCACUGGGCACUACUAUUGCCGUUGGGAUGCUUUUCUUCAUACAGAUGAAAGUUAUCCUUCGAAAUAAAACCUCAAUCGAGUCCUGGAUUGAGGAAAAGGCCAAAGACAGAAUACAGCAUUACCAAACCGGAGAAGAGUUCAUCUUCCCUUAUGACCUUGGCAGCCGUUGGCUGAAUUUUAAACAAGUCUUCACAUGGUCAGGGACACCAAAAGGGGAUGGCAUCGAAUGGCCUGUUCAUCCCAAGUGUCACCAGCACACCUUAACUAUUGAGCAGCUGAAGCAGAAAGCUGAUAAAAGAGUGAGAAGUCAGGUCCAGUACCAGGCAGUGGAGGAUUAUAAUGGAGCAUGCUGCCCUCUCAACAAGGGUCUCCAAACCUUUUUUAGAACCCCUUGCACAGAGGAACCCAGGAUUCCCCUGAGCAAGGGGGAGAACAUCCUGGCUACCCGCGGCACCAAAUGGUGGAUGUAUGGAGACAAAGUUUUGAGCGAGGAGGAAAUGAGAGCUGGUGAACGUGUAAGAGGAUGGUUUCCACGGCGAUGUGUGGAGAAGUGCCACUACGACACAGCAGCCGGUGAUGGAGCCAGUGAUAAGAAAGUCAAUUAAAACAAGUUAGGAGGCUUUAUGAAGGCCAUGAGAGUUUAACUGAGCAGAAUGUUUAGAAAGGUAGAUCCACUGAAGAUGUCAGGCCUGAUGUAGCAGGCUUUACCAUCAAGAAUUUCAUUUUUUCGUUUGAAUAUUUUCAAACAUUAUUGUACCAACUUACAUUUCUCAAGCUGCGUUAAACUCUUACUGAGCAUAUUGCUUGCAAAUGUCUCAAAUAGAUUUUUCUUUGUAAGGAUUCAAUCUGAUUCCUCUGACCAAAAGUAGAACCCAUUAAGAGUCUUAAUAUUCUGGAUUACCUACAGACUUUGAUACAACUUCAUCAUGAUUACGGGAGUUUUUUUUACUUGAAUCUGCUGUUUUUUUUGUGAUUGUUUUUUUGUUUUUUUUUCCAAUAAUGUUGUUGAUUUUUUUUUCUACUCAUGUGAUGCCUCUGCCCAGCUAACCCCAGGGCUUCAUCAUGCAACUCUUUCUACAGUAUGGAUAUAACACUUCAUUUAUUUGUAUUAUUUUUGUAAAGCAAAUUGAUGGCCUCGGACUAUAAAUUGAAAACUGAAAAAGAAAUCUUUAAUAAGAGUGGUUGUUUUGCCUCAGUUUUUGGAAUUGCCCUAAAUUCUCUUGUUUUCAAUAAGAGUGGAUUUCUGAACUGCCACUUCUCAGCAGUGGUAAACUGUGUCAUAUUGUGAUAAUCAUGCAUGCUAUCAACAUGAAACAUUCCUAAAAUUACCUUAAAAAUAGCAGUAAAUGUAUAAUGUUUUUUUAGCAAAUUGUCCUCUAAAAUUUAUCAUUAAAUACUC
This is a messenger RNA of Menidia menidia (Atlantic silverside), 2644 nucleotides long. The record is from the annotation of a GenBank genome assembly. NCBI's taxonomy places the organism in Eukaryota, Metazoa, Chordata, Actinopteri, Atheriniformes, Atherinopsidae.